GCCCACUCCCCCUCCGUUCUCCAGAUCCGCCUCGCUUGCUCCCACUCUUCACCAUCAACUUCGCCCUUGAGCAAAGUUCGUUCCGCAACACCUAAUCAUACUCAUCUGCGUGUUUUUCCAUCCCUUAUCGCCUGGUUCUUUCUCCACCUUGACGUACCGCACACCCCUCCGCACUGUGAGGUUCGGAAGGCCACCAUACCAACCGCCCGGGACCUGGUCUUAGACAGAUCUCAGGCAUAUCUCGUUUAUUCGUUUGGAAAUCGCGUCAUUUCUGCUUGGUGGUCUUGCUACAAGCGCACGUGCUACCCCCUCGCAAGUAGCCGGAGAUGGAUUACAUACCGCCGGACACCUUCGACGCUCCGUCAUCGACCUUAUUCCCAAGACAAAUAUCGGGUCUGGGAGCCGCAGAUUUGGAAAGCUUGAACGGGAACGUCGCUGCUAUAGGGCCAUUUGUGAAAGUCGAUGACCCACCCAAAUUCGAAUUGGAGUCAUACAUCGCCAAUUACACUGGCCGGACCAGAUUCAAUCGCCUGUAUUUAAUAGGCACGUGUUCAACAUACCUUUCCACCGAAGCGCUUAAGACCGCGGUCGCCGAAGCCAAAUCGAGCAAAGAUGUCCCGAGAUAUGAACUCGCUGUGCGAGCGCUUGCUGAGGUUGCACCGAACGAACCUGAGGCAGUUCUAGACAAGGAAUUUGUGGAGCGCACGACCAAGGUCGUCAAGGCUGAGAGCGACCGAUUAGAGCACGAGCUCCGAGGCUAUAAGAACAAUUUGAUCAAAGAAAGUAUAAGGAUGGGAAAUGAGGACCUCGGACAACACUAUCAUCAUGUCGGCGACCUGGUGGCAGCAUCCAAAGCUUAUUCUCGCAUGAGGGACUACUGCACCACCCCAAGUCACAUCGCAUCCAUGCUGUUCAAGAUCAUCAACGUGGCCAUCGAGCGAGGGGAUUGGCUCAGCGUCCAGUCUAAUGUCCAGCGACUGCGCAACCUUCAAUCCAAACCGGAAGAACAAGCCAAGAAUCAGCCCAAAAUGGCCGCCGCCCUGGGUCUCUCCCAGCUCCACUCCGGCUCCUAUCUAGAUGCAGCGAACAGCUUCCUCAGCACGACUCCCACCCUCGGCGACUCGUACAACGAGACCCUCACCUCCAACGACGUCGCAGUCUACGGCGGCCUCUGCGCCCUCGCCUCCAUGGACCGCCACGAGCUCCAGCGCCGUGUCCUUGACAACAGCUCCUUCCGCAACUUCCUCGAACUCGAACCCCACAUCCGCCGCGCCAUCUCGUUCUUCUGCACCUCCAAAUUCCGUCCCUGCCUCGACAUCCUCGACUCCUACCGCGCCGACUACCUCCUGGACAUCCACCUCCAGCGUCACGUCGACACCCUCUACACCCGCAUCCGCACCAAGUCCAUCCAGCAAUACCUCGUCCCCUUCAACCGCGUCACCCUCGACUCCAUGGCCCGCAUCUUCGCCCCCAACCCCACCAAUGGCCAACCCCCCGCCACCGACCUCAACUCCCCCUUCGUCCAGGAGCUGAUCUCCCUGAUCCAAGACGGCACCCUGGACACCCGCAUUGAUCUGGAGAAAAUGGUCCUGGUCUCCAACGAGGUCGACAAGCGCACCGAGGUCCAAGAAUCCAUCCUGAACAACCUCUCCGAGUUCACUCGCGAGGCCCACAUCCGACUAUUACGGACGGAAAUCAUCCGCUCCGGCCUGGAGGUCCGGAAUACCGAGGAUCGGUCGAAGACGGCACAGCACGGCCAUGGACCCGGGGGGAAGGAUGCCAGAGGCGCAGCGGGGCUGUUUUAAUCAAAAAAACGUUGAGGUUUUGCUCCACUAUCGUGGGUUUUGGAAGCCAGGGACAAGCAGUAUGAAUGGAACUGAAAUGGGAUGUGAUGGAAUUAGAGAUUCGAAACGGGGGCCGUAACUAGUUGAUUUGAAGAUGAGCGAAAACGUCGCAUUUACUUUAUGGGGGAUGAUGCAUGCAUAGAUACCAAUUGAAGAUGGUUUACAC
Messenger RNA from Aspergillus steynii IBT 23096, 2010 nucleotides. Its product is annotated as COP9 signalosome complex subunit 1. NCBI's taxonomy places the organism in Eukaryota, Fungi, Ascomycota, Eurotiomycetes, Eurotiales, Aspergillaceae. The transcript is spliced from 4 exons. Bases 327 to 1805 code for a protein of 492 amino acids. The record is from RefSeq and is a predicted model, not a curated record. Gene Ontology annotation, cellular component: COP9 signalosome.